AUGGCUGCCAACAUCACGCCCUCGAAGAAGGUUGCCUCAGCCAUGGACUCCCUCAAGAUGGAAUCUCCCGUCAAGAAGCUCGACUUUGCCGCCGGCAAGGAGAACGCGCCCUUCGAUGCCGACCUCGAGACCCUCGCUAGCCAGAUCGACUCACAAAAGCCCGCCGUUGAGCAGAGCAAAGAGGUCUCUCCCAACAACGCCGAGUUCGCCAACAUCAAGGCCAUGGAGGCCGAGGAACCCCUCCUCCAGGAGAAUCCCCAGCGCUUCGUCCUCUUCCCCAUCAAGUACCACGAGAUCUGGCAAAUGUACAAGAAGGCCGAGGCCUCUUUCUGGACCGCCGAGGAGAUUGACCUUUCCAAGGAUCUCCACGACUGGAACAACAAGAUCAACGAGGAUGAGAAGUACUUCAUCUCUCACAUCCUGGCCUUCUUCGCCGCCUCCGACGGCAUUGUCAACGAGAACCUGGUCGAGCGCUUCAGCGGCGAGGUCCAGAUCCCCGAGGCGCGCUGCUUCUACGGCUUCCAGAUCAUGAUGGAGAACAUUCACUCCGAGACCUACUCUCUGCUCAUUGACACCUACGUCAAGGAGCCCGCCCAGCGGACCCACCUGUUCAAUGCUAUUGACACCAUCCCUGCCAUCCGCAAGAAGGCCGACUGGGCUCUCAAGUGGAUCUCCGACAGAGAGUCCACCUUUGCCCAGCGCCUCAUCGCCUUCGCUGCUGUUGAGGGUAUCUUCUUCAGCGGUGCCUUCGCCUCCAUCUUCUGGCUCAAGAAGCGUGGCCUCAUGCCCGGCCUCACCUUCUCCAACGAGCUCAUCUCUCGUGACGAGGGUCUCCACACCGACUUUGCCUGCCUCCUCUUCUCCCACCUCAAGCACCGCCCCAGCAAGAAGCUGGUCGAGGAGAUCAUCGUCGAUGCUGUCAAGAUUGAGCAGGAGUUCCUCACCGAGGCUCUGCCCUGUGCUCUGCUCGGCAUGAACUCGAACCUCAUGAAGCAGUACAUUGAGUUCGUCGCCGACCGCCUGCUUGUCGCUCUCGGCAACGAGAAGGUCUACCGCGCCACCAACCCCUUCGACUUCAUGGAGAACAUCUCCCUUGGCGGCAAGACCAACUUCUUUGAGAAGCGCGUCGGCGAGUACCAGAAGGCCGGUGUCAUGGCUAGCACAAAGAAGCCCGUCCCCACUGAGGACACUGCCUCGCCCUCGAACGAGGCUGCCUCUCAUGACAACAACGGCGGUGACUUCGCCUUUGACGAGGACUUUUAA
Molecule: messenger RNA, 1263 nt
Organism: Microdochium trichocladiopsis
Lineage: Eukaryota; Fungi; Ascomycota; Sordariomycetes; Xylariales; Microdochiaceae
Product: ribonucleotide reductase
Exons: 4
Coding region: 1-1263 (420 amino acids)
Biological process (GO): deoxyribonucleotide biosynthetic process
Molecular function (GO): oxidoreductase activity
Source: RefSeq, a predicted model, not a curated record